Messenger RNA from Seriola dumerili (greater amberjack), 943 nucleotides. RefSeq names its product homeobox protein CDX-1-like (gene cdx1b). The record is from RefSeq and is a predicted model, not a curated record. The transcript is spliced from 3 exons. Lineage: Eukaryota; Metazoa; Chordata; Actinopteri; Carangiformes; Carangidae. Bases 44 to 943 code for a protein of 299 amino acids. Gene Ontology annotation, biological process: animal organ morphogenesis; regulation of transcription by RNA polymerase II; anterior/posterior axis specification. Gene Ontology annotation, molecular function: RNA polymerase II transcription regulatory region sequence-specific DNA binding; DNA-binding transcription factor activity, RNA polymerase II-specific. Gene Ontology annotation, cellular component: nucleus.
GCUGGAUCCGCAGUAUGCAGAGGGAGUCCCCUCACCUGGAAAGAUGUACGUGAGUUACCUGCAGCUGGAUAAGGACCCCGCCAUGUACCCGCACCAGAACGCGGUGACCCGCCAUCCGGGCAUCAGCCUCAGCCCGCAGAACUUCCCGGUCCCCGCCCCGCCACAGUACUCAGACUUCGCGGGCUACCAUCACCAUCACCACGGCAUCAACAACGACCCGCACUCGGUUCAGCAGGCCGGUCCGGGCCCCGGCGGCUGGAGCCCGGCUUACCCGCCUCCCCCUCCGCCCACACGGGACGACUGGUCUUCCCACCACUACGGCCACACGGCUGCCGCCGCCGCUGCAGCGGCAGCCGCGGCCGCAGCAGCCGGGGGGCCUCCUGCCGGCUCCACCGGUCCCACGCUGGGGUUCAGCCCCGCGGAGUUCCCCGGGCAGCCACCUGCUCUGCUCCCCGCGUCUCUGAACGUGUCGGCGGGGCAGCUGUCCCCCGGCUCCCCGCAGAGGAGGAACCCGUACGACUGGAUACGACGCAGCUCCGUCCCGCCCUCCAACCCAAACGGGAAGACACGAACCAAAGACAAGUAUCGGGUGGUUUACACCGACCACCAACGGCUGGAGCUGGAGAAAGAGUUUCACUACAGCAAAUACAUCACCAUCAGGAGGAAGGCGGAGCUCGCCACGGCGCUCACCCUGUCAGAGAGACAGGUGAAGAUCUGGUUCCAGAACCGCCGGGCAAAGGAGCGCAAGAUCAACAAGAAGAAGCUCCAGCAGCCGGCCUCCUCCACGACCACGCCCACCCCUCCCACCGGCAGCAACGGCAGUGGAGGAGGAGUUUUACAUGGAAACGGCGGCAGCAGCGUGGCCAUGGUGACGAGCAGCAGCGGCAGCAACGGGCUGGUGUCCCCUACGUCCCUGCCUUUAAACAUCAAAGAGGAGUACUGA